UAAAUCCUUCUGAUCUCUCUCAGCUCCUCCAUAAUUCCCUGAUAUCUGAGUAGAAUGGACAUGGAGCAAGCUGAAGCACCUCCUUCCAUGGACACAGACGAAGCUUCUGCAUCCUCUUUGAUCUUCAUUGAAUCCCAGGAAGGGAAAAUGAGACUCCUGGAUUCUUGCACCAGAGAUGGAUCAACAGAUAGACAUGGAAAACCUGCACUCAAGAGGAAAACUGGUGGAUGGAAAUCAGGAAAACUGCUGUUAGCCAGUGAAGGAUUGGCUGCACUUGCCUUCACUGGAGUGGAAGUAAACAUGGUCCUUUUCUCCAAGUCUGUCAUGAGAAAAUCAAAUGCAGAUGCUGCAAACUUGUUUAGCACGUGGAUGGGAACCCUCAACUUUUUCCCUCUCGUUGGAGCAUUCCUCAGUGACUCUUACUUGGGAAGAUAUCACACUUGUACCAUCUCCCUCGCUGUCAUGAAUAUUGGAUUGGUGGCAUUGUCCCUGUUAACUCAUGUGUUUAUGCUUGAACCUGAAGGGUGUGGGAGGAUAGGAGAAGUGUGCAACCCACAAUCAAGAAUUGAAGUUGCAAUGUUCUAUGUCUCUAUAUAUUUACUAGCUAUAGGGAGUGGCUCUAUAGAACCUGUACUUGCAACCUUAGGAGCAGAUCAAUUUGAUGAAGAAGAUCCUGAAGAGAGCAAAUCAAAGACCAAAUUCUAUAGCUACUUUUAUGUUGCAUUUAACCUUGGAUCCCUGAUUGCAGAGAUAGUUUUGGUGUAUAUUGAAAAUCUAGGGAAAUGGGCACUUGCCUUUUGGAUAUCUACCUUAUGUGGUUUUGUUUCACUGGCCUUGCUAAUAGCUGGGGAAUACCGAUAUCGCCAUAUCAGACCUUUCAACAACCCUGUAUCCAGGUUCUGCCAGGUGAUUGUGGCUUCUCUGAGAAAAUUAAAGCUUAAAGUCCCGUUGCAUGGAGAAGGAUUGUAUGAAGUUCAUGGAAGGGGUGAGAAAUAUUACAGAAGAAUCUCACAUACAGAUGGUUUUGAGUUUCUUGAUCGUGCGGCUAUUAAGGUUUCAUCAGAAAUGACCUUGUUGCCUGAUAAAAGCCAAGUUCCAAAUCCCUGGAGAUUAUGCACUGUUACUCAAGUGGAGGAAGUUAAGUGUGUUCUGAGGCUUCUCCCAAUAUGGGUUUGCACCAUAUUGGCAUCCACAGUGUUUGUUCAGGUUUUUUCUCUCUUUGUGGAGCAAGGAGCUGCCAUGAAUACCAAGAUUGCAGACUUCCAUAUGCCUCCGGCCAGCAUGACUGCGGUUGACAUUAUAAGCUCGUCUACCUUCAUCAUUUGCUAUGAGAACAUCAUACUUCCUCUAUAUGUCAAAUUGAUGAAAAGAGAACCAAAGCCUCUCAAUGAGUUGCAGAGAAUAGGAAUAGGGAUGGUCAUUUCAAUAAUAACCAUGUUGAUAGCAGGCCUGGUUGAGCAACACAGACUAAGAUAUGCUAAUGGGAACGAAGAGACAAGUUCUCUGAGCAUUUUCUGGCAGAUUCCUCAGUAUGUGCUUGUAGGAGUAGCUGAAGCAUUUAUAUAUGUAGCUCAGUGGGAAUUCUUUGCAUCACAGAUACCUGAUAGCCUGAAGAGCAUCGGGCUCGGUUUAUCCAUGUCCUCAUCAGCCUUAGGCAGUUACCUGUGCAGCAUUAUACUAAGCAUCGUAAUGAAGAUCACAACCAAACAUGGGAAGCCAGGUUGGGUACCACCAAAUUUAAAUGACGGCCACCUGGAUAGAUUUUUCUUCCUGUCUGCUGUCAUAGUUGCAUUAGAUCUUGUAUUGCUCAUUUUCUGUGCAAAGAGGUACAAAGCUAUAGUGCUAGAAAAACUAGAGGAGACAGACAUGGAAGGAACUCCUUUGAGUUGAAGCUAUGAUGUUGAAGAAAUGAAGAACGCAUCCUGUUUCAAGUAAGAACAUUGAAUAUAAGCAGGAAUAGGAAAUUAGAAAUGCACUUCCAAAAGGUGAAGUUUGUUUAAGCA
Messenger RNA from Ipomoea triloba (trilobed morning glory), 2003 nucleotides. RefSeq names its product protein NRT1/ PTR FAMILY 7.3-like. Gene Ontology annotation, molecular function: transmembrane transporter activity. The coding region runs from base 55 to 1890 and encodes 611 amino acids. The transcript is spliced from 5 exons. The record is from RefSeq and is a predicted model, not a curated record. Gene Ontology annotation, biological process: transmembrane transport. NCBI's taxonomy places the organism in Eukaryota, Viridiplantae, Streptophyta, Magnoliopsida, Solanales, Convolvulaceae. Gene Ontology annotation, cellular component: membrane.